UCCUCCUCCCUGCUCUCUCCCGCGCGCCAGGUCUGGAGAUAGUUGGAGCGCCCGGGUUGGUGCCGGAGCCAAGCUCCGCGAAGCCGGGCGAGUCGGCCGUGCAUCCAGCAGCGGCUGGAGCGGCGGGCGCGGCCGGGAUCGGGGACUGCAGCGCAGCGCUGAUCGGAGGCCGGGACCCUUCCAGUUCGGCCGCCCCAUUCCCAGAUCCGCCGCCGGAGCUCUGGUUCUCCACCGCCGCUCUGUAGCUCUGGGAACCAAGGGCCGCGGGGAGGCUGGUACCUGCGCGUGCGGCUGGCCGGGAGGUCUUUUCCCCGACCUGCCUCCAGGAGCUAGGACUGCACAGGGGCCCACCAUGGUGACCCCGGGACCCCUGGCUGUCUCGUUGUUGCUGCCCAGUCUCACCCUGCUAGUGUCCCACCUCUCCAGCUCCCACGACAUCUCCAAUGAUCCCAGCACUGAGCAACAGCUAUGCACCUGGAGGGAGCACCCCAUCGUGACCUUUGAAGAUCUGAAGCCGUGGGUCUCUAACUUCACCUACCCUGGAGUCCGGGAUUUCUCCCAGCUUGCUCUUGAUCCCUCCAGGAAUCAGCUCAUCGUGGGAGCUAGGAACUACCUCUUCAGACUCAGCCUUGCCAAUGUCUCCCUCCUUCAGGCCACAGAGUGGGCCUCCAGCGAGGACACACGACGCUCUUGCCAGAGCAAAGGAAAGACUGAGGAAGAGUGUCAGAACUACGUGCGGGUCUUGAUCGUUUCUGGCCGGAAGGUGUUCAUGUGUGGCACCAAUGCCUUUUCACCAGUGUGCUCCAGCAGACAGGUCGGGAACCUCAGCCGGAUGAUUGAGAAGAUCAAUGGUGUGGCCCGCUGCCCCUAUGACCCACGCCACAACUCUACAGCCGUCAUCUCCUCCCAAGGGGAGCUAUAUGCGGCCACUGUCAUCGACUUCUCAGGUCGAGACCCGGCCAUCUACCGCAGCCUGGGCAGUGGGCCACCGCUUCGCACUGCCCAGUAUAACUCCAAGUGGCUCAAUGAGCCAAACUUUGUGGCAGCCUUUGACAUCGGGCUGUUUGCAUACUUCUUCCUACGGGAGAAUGCAGUGGAACACGACUGUGGGCGCACUGUGUACUCUCGGGUAGCCCGAGUGUGCAAGAAUGAUGUGGGGGGCCGUUUCCUGCUAGAGGACACAUGGACCACGUUCAUGAAGGCCCGGCUCAACUGCUCCCGCCCAGGAGAGGUCCCCUUCUACUACAACGAGCUGCAGAGUGCCUUCCACCUGCCUGAACAGGAUCUCAUCUAUGGCGUUUUCACCACCAACGUAAACAGCAUCGCCGCUUCUGCUGUCUGCGCCUUCAACCUCAGUGCCAUCUCCCGGGCAUUCAACGGUCCAUUCCGUUACCAGGAAAACCCUAGGGCUGCCUGGCUCCCUAUCGCCAACCCCAUCCCUAAUUUCCAGUGUGGCACCCUGCCAGAGACUGGCCCCAACGAGAACCUCACCGAGCGCAGCCUGCAGGAUGCGCAGCGCCUCUUCCUGAUGAGCGAGGCCGUGCAGCCGGUGACGCCCGAGCCCUGUGUUACCCAGGACAGCGUGCGAUUCUCACACCUGGUGGUAGACCUUGUGCAGGCCAAGGACACGCUCUACCAUGUGCUCUACAUAGGCACGGAGUCGGGCACCAUCCUGAAGGCGCUGUCCACCACGAGCCGUAGCCUCCGUGGCUGCUACCUGGAAGAGCUGCACGCGCUGCCCCCCGCGCGCCGCGAGCCCCUACGCAGCCUGCGUAUCCUGCACAGCGAACGUGCGCUCUUCGUGGGACUAAGUGAUGGUGUGCUUCGGGUCCCGUUGGAGAGGUGCACCGCCUACCACAGCCAGGGGGCAUGCCUGGGGGCACGGGACCCAUACUGCGGCUGGGACGGGAAGCAGCAACGUUGCAGCACGCUUGAGGACAGUUCCAACAUGAGCCUCUGGACUCAGAACAUCACAGCCUGUCCUGUUCGGAAUGUGACACGGGAUGGGGGCUUUGGCCCAUGGUCACCAUGGCAACCAUGUGAGCACUUAGAUGGAGAUAAUUCAGGUUCUUGCCUGUGCCGGGCCCGAUCCUGUGACUCCCCACGGCCCCGCUGUGGAGGCCUCAACUGCCUGGGACCAGCCAUCUACAUUGCCAACUGCUCCAGGAAUGGGGCGUGGACCCCGUGGUCAUCGUGGGUGCAGUGCAGCACAUCUUGUGGGAUCGGCUUCCAGGUCCGCCAGCGAAGUUGCAGCAACCCAGCGCCCCGCCACGGGGGCCGCAUCUGCGUGGGCAAGAGCCGGGAGGAGCGGUUCUGUAAUGAAAACACGCCCUGCCCAGUGCCCAUCUUCUGGGCUUCCUGGGGCUCCUGGAGCAAGUGCAGCAGCAACUGUGGAGGAGGCGUGCAGUCGAGGCGUCGGGCCUGCGAGAAUGGCAACUCCUGCCCAGGCUGCGGCGUGGAGUUCAAGACGUGCAACCCCGACGGCUGCCCGGAAGUGCGGCGCAACACGCCCUGGACGCCCUGGUUGCCUGUGAACGUGACGCAAGGCGGCACGCGGCAGGAGCAGCGUUUUCGCUUCACCUGCCGCGCUCCCCUGGCUGACCCACACGGCCUGCAGUUCGGCAAGAGAAAGACGGAGACGAGGACCUGCCCCGCCGACGGCUCGGGAACCUGCGACACAGACGCCCUGGUGGAGGAUCUCCUGCGCAGCGGGAGCACCUCCCCGCACUCUCUGAGCGGAGGCUGGGCUGCCUGGGGCCCGUGGUCGUCCUGCUCCCGGGACUGCGAACUGGGCUUCCGUGUCCGCAAGAGAACGUGUACCAACCCGGAGCCCCGCAACGGGGGCCUGCCCUGCGUGGGAGAUGCUGCCGAGUACCAAGACUGCAACCCGCAGGCUUGCCCAGUGCGGGGUGCCUGGUCCUGCUGGACUGCAUGGUCCCAGUGCUCAGCAUCCUGUGGUGGUGGCCACUAUCAACGCACAAGGUCCUGCACCAGCCCUGCACCCUCCCCAGGUGAGGACAUCUGCCUUGGCCUGCACACGGAGGAGGCACUAUGUGCUACACAGGCCUGCCCAGAAGGCUGGUCACUGUGGUCUGAGUGGGGUGGCUGCACUGAGGAUGGAGUCCAGAGUCGGAGCCGAAGCUGUGAGGAGCUUGUCCCAGGCCCAGGUGCCUGUGUUGGCAACAGCAGCCAGAGCCGAUCCUGUCCCUACAGUGAGAUUCCUGUCAUCCUGUCAGCCUCCAGCGUGGAGGAGGCCACCAGCUGCGGAGGGUUCAGUCUCAUUUACCUGGUAGCCACCGGUGUCUCCUGCUUCCUGGGCUCUGGGCUCCUGACCUUGGCAGUGUACCUGUCUUGCCAACAUUGCCAGCGUCAGUCUCAAGAGUCCACGCUUGUCCAUCCAGCCACCCCCAACCACUUACACUACAAGGGUGGGGGCACCCCCAAGAAUGAGAAGUACACACCCAUGGAAUUCAAGACGCUGAACAAGAAUAAUUUGAUCCCUGAUGACAGAGCUAACUUCUAUCCACUGCAGCAGACCAAUGUGUACACAACCACCUAUUACCCCAGCCCACUGAACAAGCCGAGCUUCCGACCUGAGGCCUCGCCUGGACAGCGUUGCUUCCCCAACAGCUGAUCCUACCAUCCUGGGACUUGGGCUCCUUGCCUUCCCAAGGCACAGAGCAAUGGAAUGGGACAGUAGCGCCACUUUGGUUUUCCCUCUGCGCUGGGCUGAGAACUUGCUGCCUGGCCUGUGAGGGGUCCUAUCCCGCUUCAAAAAGGUCUAGAUGUCAGUGACCAUGUGGGAGAGGGCUGGCUUCAGACUGGUACAUGACUGUGGAUCCAGUGCAGCCCAGGUUUCAUGGUCUGUGACCCACCAUCACCCUCCCCUGCCAUGUCUGAAAUAGCAGACCUAUUGGACAUGUGACAGAUUGGAGAGUAGAUAUUACAGGAGAACAGGCUUUGGGAUGGAUAUGACUUCCACUGGCCACCACCACCCAAGUCUGCCCCUUUUGGAUGGCCCUAAGAAAGGCCUGGGCUACAUUCAGCUUGUCUCUGAAAGGAAUUAAUCAGAUGGCCCAGUAGCUCUGGAUCUUGGGCCAGGGCUGGACCACUAUGGUGCUGCCCACAAAGUGGCAUAGGGGUCUAGUGCUGGCCUAAAUUGUCCAUGUCUAUCCAGAAAUCUGUAUCUAGACCAGGGACAUCCCUUUGGUCAGAGGCAGUAAGUAAUGAGAACUGGAGGCUGGUCUGUGCUGAGAAGCCCUUUAAUCAGACGUGGCUUAGGCCUUAGCCUCAAUGUAGCCCAGGAGGAUGGAAGGCUGAAGACCAUAGGAGGCAGAGUCUAGCCUCUGUGCCUCUAUGGAGACUGUUGCUGCUCACCAGUCAUUCUCUGAGAACUGUUUGGGAGUCUCUGCUGGCCCCUCAUCUAUUCAGGAACACACACACACACACACACACACACACACACCACACCACACACACCACACACACACAUACACGCCCACACACAAACCAUCUGCUACAGCAACAAAAAGGAUGUUAAGCUGUGGCAUUAUUAAUUAAAGAUGAUAUCCAGUCUCCAAA
This is a messenger RNA of Nannospalax galili (Upper Galilee mountains blind mole rat), 4581 nucleotides long. RefSeq names its product semaphorin 5B (gene Sema5b). NCBI's taxonomy places the organism in Eukaryota, Metazoa, Chordata, Mammalia, Rodentia, Spalacidae. The transcript has 22 exons. Bases 353 to 3634 code for a protein of 1093 amino acids. Gene Ontology annotation, biological process: positive regulation of cell migration; axon extension; neural crest cell migration. Gene Ontology annotation, molecular function: semaphorin receptor binding; chemorepellent activity. The record is from RefSeq and is a predicted model, not a curated record.